CCUUAUCUUUAGGAAUCUAUAGGAAUCUUGUCGGGACCCUUGACGGAUCCGGCUGCUGAUUGAGGUGUCAAUUGUGAGAGAAGUGAAAAGAUAUUAUUUUAAAGUUUCGUUAGACAUUGUUGCUGUCUAAUUUCAUUGAAACUUGUGAGUUUUCUGUGCUUGGUUUCGCUAGAAGACUUUGAAGACUCGGGAAGAACAGACACGAUGUCGACGACUCAGACGUAGAUCCGCAGAACGCGUCCCAGUCUAAGAAGUCGAGCCUCGGGUCAGUGGGCAGAAAGUCGCAGCGCAAGGUGCCCAAGCGGCUGGAGGUGAGUGCCAACGUCUCCGGAUGCCAGAUGAGCGGCUACCUGCAGCGGCGCACGCGCCAAAAGUGGAAACGCUUCUGGUUCGUGCUGCGUGAUAGUGUUCUCUACAUGUACCGGGCCUCGCAGGACGUGGUGGCUAUGGACAGCCUGCCGGUACUCGGCUACAAAGUGCAGCCCCUGGCCAAUGUGCGGUCGUCAUAUGAGGGCGUGGACUCCGAGCUGGUGUUUCAGCUGGCCCACGACAAUCAGCAGCCGCUGCUGUUCCACGCCGAUAACCGCGCCCAGGCGGCCAAGUGGAUUUCGACCCUUCAAGGAGCCACUAUGCUCACCUAGCACCCUGGCGGGUGACGUCCGCCUUCAUCGUAGCAUCUGCAUGUGUCGCGUCUUUCAUCAUUCAUGUCAUCCACUAAUGUCGAGAUCGCUCAACCACCGGCGGCGGCCAUCUUGGAACAGGCGCUGUGGGCGGCCAUCUUGGUGCAGGCCGCCGGCUAGUCAGACGUGCGUACACGGUGUGGCGGCCGCCCUCUUUGGAACUGACCGCGCGUCGGCUAGUCAUAAUCGCUUGCCCCGUGUUGCCACCAGUGCUGGUGUGUCGGCGAGAGUAGCGCGUGUGGUGUGCGAGUAUCCGGCCCGAUUUUAGGGCCCGUGUGUGACGCCUUAGCUGUUGAGCGAGGAGUAUUUUAUUUAUCGGCGACCGCGCGAGCCCACCGGAGUACCGGCCUCGUGCGCUUCGCUCACCUGUUGUCUCAGUUUAACAAUGUACCUUCGGCUGCGCGGGGGCCGCCCGGUACGCGGUCGCAGCGAGGCGCGCGGUACCCCGAGUACCCGUGUACCGGUACCUGACGCGCCGCCGGGACCGCGGCCGGGCGGGCCGCCUGGCGUGAGCUGUGACAGUGUUACGGAUUGUUUGUCCCAGUCGAGUCGUAAUACACUCAGACGGCGUGUCA
Molecule: messenger RNA, 1255 nt
Organism: Amphibalanus amphitrite
Lineage: Eukaryota; Metazoa; Arthropoda; Thecostraca; Balanomorpha; Balanidae
Product: FYVE, RhoGEF and PH domain-containing protein 6-like
Exons: 5
Coding region: 339-641 (100 amino acids)
Molecular function (GO): GTPase activator activity
Source: RefSeq, a predicted model, not a curated record